Molecule: messenger RNA, 573 nt
Organism: Mesorhabditis spiculigera
Lineage: Eukaryota; Metazoa; Nematoda; Chromadorea; Rhabditida; Rhabditidae
Source: the annotation of a GenBank genome assembly
AUGGUGAUGCUCGUUCAAAUUCUAUUCUUCACGCUGGCCACCGUUAAUACAGUCGCUGCGGAGAAGAAAUAUUGCGGGGUUAUCGGGGGUUCCGUUCUGUGCUGGCAUGUGGACGUCGUGCUGAACGCUUCGUACCCAGAUGACCAUGAGCCGUACGCGGGUGACGCCUUUUAUAAGGUGCAGGUCAACAAACGUCAUUGGUUGGAGAAUAGGCACUACGAGAGCUGCACGGCCAGGAUGUACGGGACUGCCCCAUGUAUAUUGCACGGCACCGACGCCCACGACCCCGCCGACGAUCAGUUCUACCUGAAAUUCUAUCUAAGAGCCAAAUAUACUCAGGGGGUGGCUAACCAAUUCCGCUGCGUGCACUUCCACGACCCGCUUCAUUUUGGCGCUGAUCUGAGGGCAAACAUUACCGGCAGCCUUCACGUAUUUCCCGAGCAUCCGUUCUGCCGCUUCGACUUCCAGCUGACCGGCGGCGACAAAAAGACGUCGGGCACGAAGCUGUGCGAGUCGUGCUGCGUCUGGGAAGUUUGCAGCUUUGGUGACAUUCCGAAUGUCGACCUCAAACUU